Staurois parvus is the source of this 711-nucleotide messenger RNA. Lineage: Eukaryota; Metazoa; Chordata; Amphibia; Anura; Ranidae. The record is from the annotation of a GenBank genome assembly.
GUAUACUCUAUAUUUCCAAAAGUAUUGGCCCCGCCCACCAAAUCAUGUGAUUCAGAUGCUCCAAUCCCCUCCAUGGACACAGGUGUAUACAAUCAAGCCCCUAGGCAUGCAGACUGCUUCUACAAACAUUGGUGAAAGAAUGGGUCGCUCUCAGGAGCUCAGUGACUCCAAGCGUGGUCCCGUGAUAGCGUGGUCCCGUGAUAGGUGGCCACCUGGGCAAUAAGUCCAUCUGUGAUAUUUUCCUGGCUACUAAAUAUUCCACGCUCAACUGUUAGUGGGAUUAUAACAAAGUGGAAGCCACUGGGAACAACAGCCACUCAGCCACCAAGUGGUAGGCCACGUCACAUGACAGGGCGGGGUCAGCGCAUGCUGAAGCGCACAGUGCGCAGAAGUCGCCAACUGUCUGCAGAGUCAAUAGCUAAAGACCUCCAAACUUGGUGUGGCCUUCAGAUGAGCCCAACAACAGUGCGUAGAGAGCUUCAUGGAAUGGGUUUCCAUGGCCGAGCAGCUGCGUCCAAGCCUUCCAUCUCCAAGUGCAAUGCAAAGCGUCGGAUGCCGUGGUGUAAAGCACGCCGCCACUGGACUCUAGAGCAGGGGAGACAUGUUCUCUGGAGUGACCAAUCACACUUCUCUGUCUGGCAAUCUGAUGGACGUGUCCGGGUUGGCAGUUUCCAGGAGAACGGUACUUGCUUGACUGCAUUGUACCAAGUU